AUGGAAAGCCCUAUUCAACUUCUAGUUAAUAGGGCCCAUGAGAUGAAAGAAUUAGCCACAGCAUAUCGUAGUAUGGGUACUACUGGACCUCUCAAUGAUGUUCCAGACGUUUUGGAGAUAGCUUCAUCAUUGAUCAUGUCCGUUAUAUCUAAUGCAAAUACGAAUAAGCUUGAGCUUCAAGGUAAUGCUGCACUUCAAGAAAUAGAUGACAUUUUAAAUGUCAAAGAGCGACAAUUUAUUACAAAAAUGGAAAAUUUGAUAAAUUCAUCCGGCCAAAAGGUUACAGAUGUUGCAGGAGUGUUAGAACGUGUACAACAGAAAUAUCAUGAGACUAUCGAGAAAUUAACUAAAAUAUACGAAGGAAUUGUUCAAAAAGAAAAAGAUAAAUUGGAAGCAAAGAUAGCUGAUCAAGAACAGCUCUGGGAAAUAGAAAAGAAGAAUCUUACAGAAGAAGAAAAUAAGCUUUAUAGAGAUUUAGAACAAAUAUCUUCAAAAGUUCUUGGAGAAAUUUCCCAAAAAUACAAUGAAAAGAUAAAUGAUAUUGACCAAAAGAUCAAAGAGCAAGAAUUGAUGCUCCAAGGUUCUGUACAUCAACGCCAUCAGCAAAAUCAGAUUAAAUCUGACUUAUUGGCUGAAGAAGAACGUCGUAUGGCUGCAGAACAUGAAAAGAUAUCAAGAGAUUAUCAACAGAGACAUAACAAAGCCGUUGAAGAAGCAACAAAAUUAGAAGCUCAAAUACAAGAGUUAAAAAUGACAAUAGAAAGCGAAAGUGCAAACUCCCAAUCAAGAAUACAACGUAUGGAAGAAUCCAUGAAAGCAGAUUUCCAACGAAGACAAGAUGAUCUUCAAAUUCUCUUGACACAGUACUCUGAGCACCUUAAAUUCCUCGAAGCCGAAGACAGUAGUAUCCAGCAAAGCCAUGAAUACGAGAAAACUACCUUAGAAACCCGUUUAGCCAGAUUACAAGAAGAAUACGAGGAAAAAAUUGGAAAAGAACAACGUUCACAAGAUGAAGCUGUCGCAGUUAUUCGUCAGAACCUCGAAAGCCAGUACAAAGUCAUUUUCGAUUCAAUUGCAGACGAAAUGAACGAAGAAGACGUAAAACGCGGCAAGCAACUUGACGAAUACCAGCAACAGAAACUCCAGCGUGUCAAGCAAGCAGAAAAAGAACUCCGAGAACUAGGAAAAGCGAAUGAGCGAGAAAAAGUGAAAAUGCAAAAAGUCGUGGCCGAUGCAAAAGAGAGGCUAAAAGCGGUCAAAGAGCAGCGUAACAUUGAUAUUUCGGAGCUUAAACAAGCGAGACAGUCCCAGCUUGGUGCUCAUAUGCAGGAACUUGAUGAUAUACAGCAUAAACAAGCUCUUGAAUUAAAUCGGAUUUUCAAAGCUUUCGACGAACAGCAGAAACGACUCGGCGAAGUUCAAAGAAAGUCCGUUGGCAUGAAGAAUAAGCAGAAAAUGGAGACAGUUGCCGCAAUGCGAAAAGAACAUGAAAGAAGAAAACAGGCUAUCAUUGAAGAGAUCGACCAACAGAGGGAAGACGAAACACAAGAGGAAGUACAGAAGAGAAUUGACGAGAUGAAGAAGUCAGGACCAGUGACUAUGGAGAGUUUGGAUAAAAGACAAGGAGAUUUGAAGACAAGAAUGGAUAAAAUAAUGAAUAAAAUAGAUAGCCUCAUUGAGAAAGGUGAAGAAAAGAAUAGUUCGUCCUCCUCUGCCGUUCAAAUGCCUCUCCAAACUUCUAAUUCCCAAAAUAAAUUAAUUAAAAAUGAGAAAAAGCAGGAAUCUCCUGCAAGAAGCUCUCAGAAGAUUCUGCCAUUGAACCCUUUGGUCAAACAAGAGGAUUCUGAAGAGGAAAUCUCCAAAUUAGCUCAAAUUUCCCAAAGAUCUGAUGUAGUACAGAACGAAGACGUUAAUAAUGAGCUCAGAAGGUCAAUCCAAGAUGCUAAUAGGCGUAGAAACAGCGUUCUUGAAGAAAGCAAGUCUUUAAGAAAAGAUAUUUCGGAUCUUUCGAGUAAUUUCGAAAAUAAGUUCUUGCAAAUUGAACAUCAGUUCCAUGCAACCAAGUCUUCAUUAACACAGAAGAAAGAACUCCUUAUAAACCAAGAAAAUUAUAUUUCCAAUAAUGUUAUGAACCAAGAAAAGAAGCUAGAUGAACUGGAUAAGAGGAUCAACCUCAAGAACCAAAUUGUCGAAGAAAUGGAGCAAGUUUUCGAGAAAGACAAAGAAGAAUUUACAGAAAAAAUAAAGAAAGAGCAAGAAGCCAAAUUGGAAGCAGCCAGAGGUACAGGUGAAGAAGCAGAACUGAUGAUGUACGAGGUCAGAAUGGAUUUCCAGUCAAGAAUGGCCGCAAUCAAUGAAAAACUCGCAAACGCUAAAUUGGCCACAGAAAAAAUAACCGCUUAUAUGUUGAAAUCUCGUGCACAAGCCAUUGAAGAAGCACAGACGGAACUGACAGUCGGAUAUGAUGAAAAAGUGAAGUUUAUGAACGAACAACAUAAACUGAAGCUCCAGCAAUACGACAACGACGUGAACAACAAGAAGAAAGAGUUCGAAGAUGAAGUUUCGAAGACGAAAGAAGAAACAGACGAAAAAUCCGUUGAAGCAGAAAAAACAUAUUUAGAAAGGAAAUCGGAACUGGAAGAAGAGAGACAGAACUUAAUGAACGAAUUGGAUGAGUUGGAGAAGAAGUUAAAUGAACUGUUGAACACGGAAUGCAAAGACUGCGUGAGAAAGAAAGGAAUUUUGGCUGCUUUGCUCCAGAAAAAGAAAGGUUUGGAAACAAAAAUUGAAGAUUUACACGAAGUUUCAACAAAAUUGGAGUAUAAAAUGAACGCAAUCUUCGGAAAUGAAAGGAAACCACUUAAGGUAAUGAGUCCUAGACUAUUAGUGCCUCGUGCUAAGACUGCUCAAGCACAAGCACCCCCAAGAAGAAUCUAA
Messenger RNA from Trichomonas vaginalis G3, 2937 nucleotides. RefSeq lists its product as uncharacterized. Bases 1 to 2937 code for a protein of 978 amino acids. The transcript has a single exon. NCBI's taxonomy places the organism in Eukaryota, Parabasalia, Trichomonadida, Trichomonadidae. The record is from RefSeq and is a predicted model, not a curated record.